GCCCACUCGGAUCUUUUGCAUAAAAGGGGCGGCGGGGCGCGCCGCUUCCCCCUCCCUCUCCGGUAGAUCUCGCACUAAUCCGGGAUUGUUUCCCCUCACCCCCCUCCCCUGCUGCGCGACUCCCCAUGUUCCCCGACGCUGGGACCGGCCCGGGGGGGCCCGGGGCUGCCGCUGCGAGCCGAUCCGGGGUUCGGGGCCGGGGCCCUGCCCGGGGCACCAGCGAAGUCUCGCCGCGGAGCGCGCGUGCGGAUCAAUGAAAGGAGGCUCAGAUGAGCCCCUGCUGACUUGAGAGAGAAAGAGAGACCACGCUGAUUGCCGAGAGGACCUGGAAGAAGAAAAAAAAAUUCCCCAAACUCAGUGCGGAGAACUCGCUCACCAUGAGUAGUGCGGUGCUGGUGACUCGCCUGCCAGACCCCAGCAGCAGCUUCCGCGAGGAUGCCCCCCGACCCCCAGUCCCUGGUGAAGAAGGGGAGACUCCACCAUGCCAGCCUGGGGUGGGAAAGGGCCAGGUCACCAAACCCAUGCCUGUCUCCUCCAACGCCAGGCGGAACGAGGAUGGGUUGGGAGAGCCUGAGGGGCGGGCAUCUCCGGAUUCCCCCCUGACCAGAUGGACCAAGUCGUUGCACUCCUUGUUGGGCGAUCAAGAUGGUGCUUAUCUCUUCCGGACUUUCUUGGAGAGGGAGAAAUGCGUGGAUACCUUAGACUUCUGGUUUGCCUGCAAUGGAUUCAGGCAGAUGAACCUGAAGGAUACCAAAACUUUGCGAGUAGCCAAAGCAAUCUACAAAAGGUACAUCGAGAACAACAGCAUUGUCUCCAAGCAGCUGAAACCUGCCACCAAGACCUACAUACGAGAUGGCAUCAAGAAGCAACAGAUUGAUUCCAUCAUGUUUGACCAGGCGCAGACCGAGAUCCAGUCGGUGAUGGAGGAAAAUGCCUACCAGAUGUUUUUGACUUCUGAUAUAUACCUCGAAUAUGUGAGAAGUGGGGGAGAAAACACAGCUUACAUGAGUAACGGGGGACUGGGGAGCCUAAAGGUCGUGUGUGGCUAUCUCCCCACCUUGAAUGAGGAGGAGGAGUGGACUUGUGCUGACUUCAAGUGCAAACUUUCACCCACUGUGGUUGGCCUGUCCAGCAAAACCCUGAGGGCAACAGCGAAUGUGAGGUCCACGGAAACUGUUGAAAAUGGAUACAGGUCCUUCAAGAGGAGCGAGCCUGUCAAUCCGUACCACGUAGGAUCUGGCUACGUCUUUGCACCAGCCACCAGUGCCAAUGAGAGCGAGAUAUCCAGUGACGCACUGACUGACGACUCGAUGUCCAUGACGGACAGCAGCGUAGAUGGAGUCCCUCCUUACCGUGUGGGGAGUAAGAAACAGCUCCAGAGAGAAAUGCAUCGCAGCGUGAAGGCCAAUGGCCAAGUGUCUCUACCUCAUUUCCCGGUGAGUAUAGCCUGUGGGGGAAAGCGGCUGCUCUCUGCCAUGCUGAGUCCUGAAGAAGAUUCUCGUGAGAAAGCAGCCAGUUCCUUCCCGAAACCAGGACAUGAUAGCCAGGAUGAAGAGAAGGAGGGCUCCGAGCUCGCGCUGGGCUCGCGCGACGGGGCGCCCCCCCAGCACCCCCUCUCCCUCCUGCCCUCCGGCAGCUACGAGGAGGACCCGCAGACGAUCCUGGACGACCACCUGUCCAGGGUCCUCAAGACCCCCGGCUGCCAGUCCCCCGGCGUUGGCCGCUACAGCCCCCGCUCCCGCUCCCCGGACCGCCACCACCACCACCACCAGCAGCAGCAGCACCCCCUCCUGCCGCCGGGGGGCAGGCUGCCCCCCGCCGUCGCCUCCCUGGCCGGCUGCACCCUGCUGGGCGCCAAGGGCUUCGUGACCAAGCAGACGACGAAGCACGUCCACCACCACUACAUCCACCACCACGCUGUCCCCAAGACCCAGGAGGAGCUCGAGGCAGAGGCCGCGCAGAGGGUGCGCUGCUUCUGCCCCGGGGGCCCCGAGUACUACUGCUACUCGCGAUGUAAAAGCCACCCCCGGGCUCCGGAGCCGGGGCCCGCGGACCAGUUCGGCGGCAGCAGAGGCAGUACCCUGCCCAAGCGCACCGGCCGAGGCUCGGAGCCCGGCCUGGCACUGCCCGCCAGGGAAGGAGCUGGGUCCCUGCAGCUGCCCGGGGAGGAAGGAGACAGGUCGCAGGACGUCUGGCAGUGGAUGCUGGAGACUGAGCGACAGAGCAAGGCCAAGCCCCAUAGUGCCCAAAGCACAAAAAAGGCCUACCCCUUGGAAUCGACCCGUGGGUCCCCGGCGGAGCGAGCAGGCCGGCACCACUUGUGGGGGGGCCGUGCCCACCCGUUUACCCAGGACCCUGCGAUGCCUCCCCUGACCCCACCCAACACCCUGGCACAGUUGGAGGAGGCCUGCCGCAGGCUGGCUGAGGUGUCGAAACCCCCAAAGCAACGGUGCUGCGUGGCCAGUCAGCAGAGGGACAGGAAUCCCUCAGCCACGGGUCAGACAGGAGCCACACCCUUCUCCAGCCCAAGCCUGGCUUCAGAAGAUCACAAAGAGCCAAAGAAACCAGCAGGCGUCCAUGCCCUCCAGGCCAGCGAGCUGGUCGUCACCUACUUUUUCUGCGGAGAAGAAAUCCCGUACAGGAGGAUGCUGAAGGCUCAGAGCUUGACCCUGGGCCACUUUAAAGAGCAGCUCAGCAAAAAGGGAAAUUACAGGUAUUACUUCAAAAAAGCGAGCGACGAGUUUGCCUGUGGAGCGGUUUUCGAGGAGAUCUGGGACGACGAGACGGUGCUCCCCACGUACGAAGGCCGGAUCCUGGGGAAGGUGGAGAGGAUCGAUUAAGCCGCCUGGGUCUGGCUUCGGCCAGGCGCAAGGCCGCAGCCUGCGGGAAUGGUUCCGGACGUUCGCGACCGCGAAGGAACAUUUCGAAGGAAACAAACAAACAAACAAACAAACCAAUGAAGACACAGUCUAGGGAUGAAUCGGCCGCUGGGCCUUUGGGAGGGUGGUGGGGGGAGGUUGGUUUUCAUUAUUCACGAGCUGGGUACUGAGAUAAGAAAAGCCUGAACUAUUUAUUAAAAACAUGACCACUCUUGGCUAUCGAAGAUGCUGACUGUAUUUGAGAGACUGCCAUACAUAAUAUAUGACUUCCUAGGGAUCUGAAAUCCAUAAACUACGAGGAACUGUGUAUAGCUUACCUGAACAGGAAUCCUUACUGAUAUUUAUUGAACAAAAUGAUGACCCCUGUCCUGGGUUUAUGGAUAUGCUGCUUUAAACAGGAAGGGGGAGAGAGGGAGGUUUCCGUCGUCCCCUCCACACUGAGGAGCGGAGCUGGGAGUGCGUUAAUGGUUUCUUCAUUGAAAGAGGAAUUAAGCUCUGCCCUGCGUUUCUCCAAGUGAAGACAGACUUUUUUUUUUUAAACGGUGCCCUGCCAUUGACACACGCAGAAAUUGGUGCAUUUUUUUUUUCUAUGCUGCUCUAUUUUGUCAUAAAGGUCUUGAGGUUUGCCUUCCAUUACAUCAUCACCGCCAUGUGGGGGGGUCAUUAUUUAGGGGGCGACCCCUUGCAGAGGAGGGCGGAGCCUCACGGGGAGGGGCCCCGGAUUCACCCUAGUAGCUCCCUACCGGGGCCCGGUGCCUGGCGGCUGAGGCCCGCUAGUACCUCCUGGUUCACCUCGUGCUCUUCUCGAAAUCAUAGCUCCUUGGAGUUUGUUUUUUUCCCCUUUAAUUAGUCUUUGUGCCACAGCCAUCCUGGAAACCAGCCCCCUGCCCUGCACAGAAGCGAACCGUGUGGGACGGCCUAGCAGCACCCUUGCCCCCACACACCUUCAUCCUGACGUUCGGGUUUUCGUGUUAAGUUAAUCUGUACAUUCCGUUCGCCAUUGUUACCUGUACUAUAUGUCUGUAUAUAUCGUAUGACAGAGUAUUAAUCCACUAUCUCUAGUGCUUGACUUUGAAUCAGUACAGUACCUGUACCUGCACGGGGUCCCACUCCGUGUGUCGCCCUAUAUUGAGGGCUCAAGCUUUCCCUUGUUUUUUGAAAGGGGUUUAUGUAUAAAUCUAUUUUAUGCCUUUUUAUUACAAGUCUUGUACUCAGUGACUUUUGCCAUGGCAUUUUCUUCUACUUAUACUGUAAAUUAUGCAUUAUAAAGAGUUCAUUUAAGGAAGAUUACUUGGUACAAUAAUUAUUGUAAUUAAGAGAUGUAGCCUUUAUUAAAAUUUUAUAUUUUUCAAAA
Pteropus alecto (black flying fox) is the source of this 4233-nucleotide messenger RNA. It is a transcript of the gene AXIN2, whose product is annotated as axin 2. Gene Ontology annotation, biological process: negative regulation of canonical Wnt signaling pathway. The transcript has 11 exons. Lineage: Eukaryota; Metazoa; Chordata; Mammalia; Chiroptera; Pteropodidae. The coding region runs from base 378 to 2840 and encodes 820 amino acids. The record is from RefSeq and is a predicted model, not a curated record.